AACCCGCCCCUCCCGCCGCCACCAUGGUGGCCAAGGAUUAUCCUUUCUACCUGUCCGUCAAGAGGGCGAACUGUGCCUUGGAAGUGCAGACUGUGCCCAGCCCAGCUAAAGAGACCGAGGAGCCCAGUAACAAACGGGUCAAGCCGCUUUCCAGAGUCACAUCCCUGGCCAAUCUCAUUCCUCCUGUCCGUGCCACUCCACUGAAGAGGUUCAGCCAGACACUGCAGCGUUCCAUCAGUUUCCGCAGUGACAGUCGCCCGGAUCUGCUCAGUCCCCGGCCCUGGGCUCGGAAUGUGCCCCCUGCCAGCACCAAACGGAGGGACAGCAAACUGUGGAGUGAGACCUUCGAUGUCUGUGUCAAUCACAUGCUCACAGCCAAGGAAAUCAAGCGGCAAGAGGCAAUCUUUGAACUUUCCAAAGGAGAAGAAGACCUGAUAGAAGAUCUGAAGUUGGCAAAAAAGGCUUAUCAUGACCCAAUGCUUAAGCUUUCCAUAAUGACAGAGCAAGAGUUGAACCAAAUUUUUGGAACACUGGACUCCCUAAUUCCUCUACAUGAAGAUCUUCUUAGGCGACUUCAAGAAAUCAGGAAACCUGAUGGAUCAACAGAACACGUUGGCCACAUCCUUGUGGGUUGGCUUCCAUGCCUGAACUCCUAUGACAGCUACUGCAGCAAUCAAGUAGCAGCCAAAGCUUUACUGGAUCACAAGAAACAGGAUCACAGAGUGCAGGAUUUCCUGCAGCGCUGCUUGGAGUCUCCUUUCAGCCGCAAACUGGACCUUUGGAAUUUCCUGGACAUCCCAAGAAGCCGUUUGGUUAAAUACCCAUUGCUGCUCCGAGAAAUUCUGAGACACACACCAAAUGAUCAUCCAGAUCAGCAGCACCUUGAAGAAGCUAUAAAUAUAAUUCAGGGCAUAGUGGCUGAAAUCAACAUAAAGACUGGGGAAUCCGAAUGCCAGUAUUACAAAGAGAGACUUAUUUAUCUUGAAGAAGGCCAAAGGGAUUCAUUGAUUGAUAAUUCACGUGCUCUGUGUUGUCAUGGUGAACUGAAGAACAACAGGGGAGUGAAACUGCAUGUCUUCCUCUUUGAAGAAGUGCUGGUGAUUACACGAGCUAUCACCCACAACGAGCAGCUCUGCUACCAGCUGUACCGGCAGCCCAUUCCCGUCAGGGAGCUCCUGCUGGAAGAUUUGCAGGAUGGAGAAGUUCGGUUGGGUGGAUCCAUCCGCGGUGCAUUCAGCAACAAUGAGAGAAUCAAAAACUUCUUUAGAGUCAGCUUCAAAAGCGGAUCUCAAAGCCAGACUCACUCUCUCCAAGCCAAUGACUCCUUCAACAAGCAGCAGUGGCUGAACUGUAUCCGCCAGGCCAAGGAGAAGGCGGCGUGUGCGGGCAAGGCUGGCGGGCUGAACUCGGAAGCACAUUUUGUGUUGUCUCCAAACGGCCGCAGAGCUGCCCCGGGAGAAUGCAGCCUGGAGCAGAUGGAGCAGUCGGACUGUGAGUCGGACUGCAGCAUGGACACCAGCGAGGUCAGCGGCGACUGCGAGCGCAUGGAACAGACGAACUCUUGCGAACACGACAAGCAAAUAGAAACCAAUGUUUGACAAAAACUUACAGUUCGUGGAAGAAAACCUGUCUCUUACCUGUACAGUAUUUGCAUUCCAUAUGUGGAACCGUUUGGAGAAGCACUUUUAGAAUAUUUUUUGUGACGAUGUCAAUGCAGUCCUUCUUGUAUUCGUACCUGUGAGUGUAGUACUGUGACUGCCCAUCUGUAUAAGCUGGAAUCUCUUGCAACUCAUGUCCUGUGAUUAUGUUCCAUAAACACCUAAGGUGGAUGAAAGAGGUACUUGACCAGUUAUUCUCAAUGUCCUGCUGUAAACAGAAUCUCUAAGCUACUGUUUAUAUAUGCAUUACAUAAAUAACUUUUCCUGAUUUUAAGUACUUUAUUUGCCCCUUAGUGGGGCAGCUAAAGAUGUGGACAUAAUAUGGAGUUUCAGGAUGGGGGAUUAAGAUAAUAAGUUUUCUUAAAGGCAUGGAAGGAAAAAAUAGUUUCUUGGAAAAAAAGAAAACUAUCUUGCACAACCUGUCUGAACUCUUGUGAUAUUAAAUCAACAAGAACUUUAAACAGCAGGCCAUGGAACCAGGGACUCUUUAGGGAUUAAGUUUUCAAAAUGAAGCGCUGUCCUAAAAUCCAGCAACCAAACUUACUAAAAUCUGGACAUUUCAGGUGGUCAGCACAGUGAUGUGGUUUAUUUGUCAAAGCAUGUAAUGCUAAAAGUAAUCAACUGAUAAAAAAAUCCAACCAAACCUCUACAGCCAGCACUGAAUUAAAUGAAAUGCUGAGAAUACUGGGUAUUUGUAAAUAAGCUGGUAGUUUGCUUUCAGUGCCAUAAAUAUAUUAUCCCAAACAGGAUAAGAAUGGAAAAGAGCUUUUGCUUGUGAAUAGGCCCUCUUCAGCAUUUUGCACUCCACUGACCUCCACUGUUGGUUUUAAACACCACUAAACUAAUGUUAAAACAAUUAAUUUUCUGUAAAUGUCUGUUUACAAUUACAUGUAGUUGGUUUUAAAACUAAGUGAUGAUUUUAUAUAAAUGGUGCUCUACAAAUACCCCAUGGGAUUAUGUAGAGAAAGUUUAAACAAAAAGGGAAUUGUUUUUCCUUUAGGAUGUAUUACAUCCUUUUUCUUUUCCUCAAGUUCUGUUUUAAAAGUUUUUAUUGCAUUUAAUCUCAUGCUGUAAUUGGAAAUAUUACUGUGUUUUCUGGUGGCUGAUUUAAUCUACUCAUUGUAAUGAGAAGCAGGUGAGUCACUUAAAUGCAGUCUAAAAACAGUUAAACAUCCUGUUACUUUCAGGAAUCCCUGGGUGAUAUUUUAUUUCUUAUUAUAAGAAAUAAUGCCAGUGCUUUGUGGCAAGCUAUGAAAAUGAUAUAUUAAUAAAUUUAAAUGAUUCUUGAUAUCACACAAGAUAACCUGUGCAAAGUACUCGUCAAAACAAAAGUAGAAAAACUUAAGUUAUUGCCAAAAAUAUUUUUCUUGUGUUCUACAAGUUUACAGAAAAUGUAUUAUGUCAAGUAUCUUACAUAUAUAUAUGCUGAUAUGCAUUACAGAAAUCUGUGUGACAAGAUGAUAAACAAUAUAAACCAAGGUAUUUUUAUUUUUUAAAAAAAUGGCAUUUUUACCCUAUAGAACAUAUUUCUGUAUUUAUAGUUUUUCAAAAAAAAUCAAAUUU
This is a messenger RNA of Manacus vitellinus (golden-collared manakin), 3221 nucleotides long. RefSeq names its product Rho guanine nucleotide exchange factor 3 (gene ARHGEF3). Bases 24 to 1598 code for a protein of 524 amino acids. Gene Ontology annotation, molecular function: guanyl-nucleotide exchange factor activity. NCBI's taxonomy places the organism in Eukaryota, Metazoa, Chordata, Aves, Passeriformes, Pipridae. The transcript is spliced from 10 exons. The record is from RefSeq and is a predicted model, not a curated record. Gene Ontology annotation, biological process: positive regulation of Rho protein signal transduction; intracellular signal transduction.